UGUAUCUUUACUAAUUGCAGAGAAUGGUAGAUGAAGAAGAGUUGCAGUUCCAUGAGGAGUACAUGAAUGAACAAGAUCCUAGUAUUCUUCAUUUUCUGCUAGCAUCUGGCGACGAUGUCUCUAGCAAACAACUGCGCGAUGAUUUGAUGACACUGCUUAUAGCUGGGCAUGAGACAUCUGCUGCAGUACUGACAUGGACAUUUUAUCUUCUUUCCAAGGAACCUAGUGUGCUAGCCAAGCUUCAAAAUGAGGCGGAUGCAGUUCUUGGUGAUCGGUUUCCAACCAUGGAAGACCUGAAGAAACUGAAAUACACAACUCGAGUGAUUAAUGAAUCCUUGAGACUCUAUCCACAGCCGCCAGUUUUAAUCCGCCGUUCUCUUGAAAAUGACAUGCUUGGAGAGUACCCAAUUAGAAGGGGUGAAGAUAUUUUUAUUUCUGUUUGGAACUUGCAUCAUUGUCCCAAACGUUGGGAAGAAGCAGAGAGAUUUAACCCAGAAAGAUGGCCUCUGGAUGGACCUAAUCCAAAUGAGACCAACCAGGAUUUCAGCUACUUGCCAUUUGGAGGGGGACCAAGAAAGUGUGUUGGAGACAUGUUUGCUUCCUUUGAGACCAUAGUUGCAGUUUCAAUGCUUGUUCAACGCUUCAAUUUUCAAAUGGCAGUUGGAGCUCCUCCUGUUCAAAUGACUACAGGGGCAACAAUACACACAACACAAGGCUUGAAGAUGACCGUUACAAGGAGGAUGAGGCCUCCUAUAGUCCCCACAUUGGAGAUACCGGCGGUGAGAAGCGAUUCUUCAGUGAACGUUUCAGAUAUCAGCACAGCACCCGAUCAGAAAAGUGAAGUUUCCCCUUCUGUUUCCUAGUCUCCAAAUGUUCGUGGCUGCAACAUCAAAUCGCAUAUUAAGUGGUGAAUCAAGUACCGGAUGAGAAAAGGCUACCUUUGCUCUGCUUGUGUACGUUUGCAACGUAUGGUGUUUUCGAGGCGAACCAAUUUCUGGCUGAGAAAGGCUAUGUUCCCCAUCUCUCUCACGCCUAAAUCCAAUCCAAUGGCAUCAUUAGUUGCGCAGCAAGCGUGAUAAUGUCAAGGGAAGGUGGAAAAGAGUUGUGACUGCUGCCAAGUCCAUCACCAAAUGCAGAAAGUCUAUGCAGUAUGAUGGCUUUUGAAGCCUUUGUAGUUGUAAAUCUUGUAUCUAGAUUUUGAUGAACGAAAAAACCUCUUGUUUUCUCCAGUCAGCUAGUAUUUGUAUCAAUUCAUCUAACAAUAGCUUAUUUAGGUCGAUCAAUCCUCCAUUUGCUUCGCCAGGAUCGUUAUUUUUCCUCAGUUUAUCUACCGCUGCCCCAAGCUUCUUUGCUCUA
This is a messenger RNA of Coffea arabica (coffee), 1356 nucleotides long. The record is from RefSeq and is a predicted model, not a curated record. Lineage: Eukaryota; Viridiplantae; Streptophyta; Magnoliopsida; Gentianales; Rubiaceae.